Messenger RNA from Mixia osmundae IAM 14324, 843 nucleotides. RefSeq lists its product as uncharacterized. The record is from RefSeq and is a predicted model, not a curated record. Gene Ontology annotation, biological process: (1->6)-beta-D-glucan biosynthetic process; cell wall biogenesis. Bases 1 to 843 code for a protein of 280 amino acids. The transcript has 5 exons. Lineage: Eukaryota; Fungi; Basidiomycota; Mixiomycetes; Mixiales; Mixiaceae.
AUGCCCAUCUUCGUCACUUCUGCGAAUGACACAGCGCGUGACAAUACCGACGCGUCGAGAUCGGCGAGAUAUCAACGACGACGCGCUUGUUGUUCCCUCUGUCAAAUUGACUUUGGCUAUCUCUUCCCCAGCUUCGAGCCAAGCAAGACAAGCAGCACAAACUCGGUACGCACAUACGAUCAUCACCCACACUCGUUUACACCAUCCUCAACAAUGAUCUCAAAAAUCGCAUUGGUCGCCUCACUGGCCGCUACGGCUCGAGCUGGUUUGUCGAUCACCUCUCCCAUUGAUACGACAACCUGCGUCGGCAAUGGUAUCUGCAACAUCACCUGGGACGUCGUCCCCGAGAAUGGCAGCGUAGACCAAUGGGGCUCCACUAAUCUUACCAUCUAUACCGGAUCAACAUACCUGCAAACCCCACUCCAGUGGCUUGCAACUAUUCCCGAUCUCAAUGCUCCGGCGCCGUACGUCUUUGGCAUCGAUCCCAAUAUCGGACCAUCCUUCAUCCGAUUCCAAAGCAAUGCAGGCACAAGUGCUGCUGGAGAGCCUCUGCAGGCCUUCUCGAGCAAGUUCACACUCGACGGCAUGGCCGGGACGUUCAACUCGACAAUAUGGUCAAUGAUCAAUGGAGAGAAUGUGGUCAUCGCCAGCACAUCGGCCAAUGUCGAUGUCGUCGCGACCUCAACAACAACUGCAGCUUCAACUGUGCUUGCAGCAGCAGCUACUACGCAGCCAGUCUCCACAGCGACAGUUCUCUCAAGCUCGAGCAAAACAGGCGGCGCUGCCAAGCUUGCAGCCGGACCUCUGCUCUUUGCUGGCUCAUUGCUGCUCCUUGCACUAUGA